Cyprinus carpio (common carp) is the source of this 3399-nucleotide messenger RNA. RefSeq lists its product as uncharacterized. Gene Ontology annotation, molecular function: protein binding. Gene Ontology annotation, cellular component: nucleus. NCBI's taxonomy places the organism in Eukaryota, Metazoa, Chordata, Actinopteri, Cypriniformes, Cyprinidae. The record is from RefSeq and is a predicted model, not a curated record.
UUUACAAGAACUCUAAAAUGAACGAACUGUUAUUGAGUGUCACGUGAUUAACGCUAAAAUAACUGCGAUAACGUAGUAGCCUAGUUAACAGUUACUUGUUUACGUGGGGUUUAUAAAGUAGUGUAUUUUAUAUUAUUGAGACACUCAUAGGCUAUAGUUUAAGAGGAUUCAGCGUGCCAGGGGAGUCAGUCUAACCCAGCUUUGUCUUGUAUAGUUUAUUUCUUACCCCUGAUCUCAGGCCCUACACUUCUGCUGGUCUGAUGAUAAUCUCCCAGAGCUCUUUACACCAUUCUUCAGUAUCAUCUAUAUCUAUCUAUAAUAUAUAUCUAUAUCUAUAUAUCUAUAGAGAGAGAGACUGUGGAUUUCUGAAACGGGUCGCUCUUAAAGCUCGGCUGCCACUUAAUAUAAUCUACUCUGUCUUUGUUCUCGACUGCUGCAAAUAUUUAAUCACGUUUGUUCUGAAAACUGUGACCUAUAACAUAACUUCUUGUCCUAAAUUAACUUCUCAGUCAAGAAGGGGGAACAAAAACACGACACCCCACCUAGCCUACAUUCAUUAAUACUAACAGAAUUCAGUUUAUCUGUGUAAAUGAAUUAAGUGCUAUUCAGUUUGAACAGUGUGUCUUCAUUAUUGUGUUAUUAUAGUAUUCUUAGUCUAGACUUCACCACAGAGAUUGAAGUGUUUUAAAAGUGUAUCGCAGUUAGAUUAUGAAAUAAGCGGAGCAUUAACAGUUCCAGAUAUUAGGCUUGUUGCAGCAUUUUGUGAAGUGAUGUAUUGACUUUCAGUGAGCUAAUACAAAACACUUCUCUGACACGCCAAGCUUUUAAUUAACCGCUAAACUGUCCAGACCUUAUUUACAGCACACAGCCAGACUUGUUUCCAAACUAUGCAUCGUUUAAUGUUUUUGAGGUGAGCAGAAACACGCUAAACAUCUAUCAGCUGUUAAAUAUCUGUGAAAGUUUGCCCUGCACAUAAUAAUACUGUAUAGAGAACAUGAGCAAUGCCGUACCGCCGAGUGAACGAGACGGAGGGAAGCCGCUGAACACUGGACCGGAACACAGACUCCGUUCAUUAUAAACACACAUCAAGCAGUGAUGAGGAAACUAAGCUUUUAAAGAUUCAGAGUCGCUGGAACCGAUGGAUUCACCAAACGACUCAGUUGAAGCGCUCAGGUCACUGUGGUUAUUAUCAUUAUUGUGUUGAGCAUACAUCGUUUGACGCUUGCUGCUGAAGGGAUUCCUGCCAAGUAGAGAUCCUGCUGGUGAAGCGAGAUGGUGUUUAUCAAAGACGAGAGUGAAGAGCUGAGGAUUGCAGAAGUAUUCAGCUUGAAACAUGAAGACACUGAGGAACAAACAGACCUGAUGGCAAUAAAAGAAGAGAAUCAAGAACUGAAUGAAAUAGAAGAGAAAGCUCAAUAUGAGAGACAUGAUUUCUUGGCUGUAGAAAAAUCCAUACCGGAUCAGAAGACCAAACCUCCCAGUUACUUAUCUUGCCAUGAAUCUGGAAAGUGUUUCACACUAUUAGGAAACCUUGAUGAACACAUGAAAAUUCACACUGGAGAGAAGCUGUUCACAUGCCAACACUGCGGAAAGAGUUUCAAACUAAAAGGAAAUUUUAAACAACAUAUGAAAAUUCACACUGGAGAGAAGCCGUUCACAUGCCAACACUGCGGAAAGAGUUUCGUUACAAAAGGAAACCUUAACGUACACAUGAAAAUUCACACUGGAGAGAAGCUGUUCACAUGCCAACACUGUGGAAAGAGUUUAAAACUAAAAGGAAACUUUAAACAACAUAUGAAAAUUCACACUGGAGAAAAGCCGUUCACAUGCCAACACUGCGGAAAGAGUUUCGUUACAAAAGGAAACCUUAAUGAACACAUAACCAUUCAUUCAGGGAAGCCAUUCAUAUGUGAUCUGUGUGGAAGGAGUUACAAAUAUGAAGAAAGCAUCAAGUCCCACAUGAUAGUUCACACUGGAGAGAAGUCGUUCGCACGUGAUCUGUCUGGACAUGGUUACAAAUACAUUGAAACCCUUAAUUCCAACACGAAGAGAGAACAUUCAAGAGAGAACGGUUUUGUGUGUCAUCAGUGUGGAGAGAGUUUCAGCUGUAAAGUAAGCCUCUACACUCAUGUGAGACUUCAUACUACAGAGAAGGCUUUCACCUGCAAACUGUGUGGGGAUAGCUUCUCACAAAAAGGAAAUUUUAAUUUACACAUGAAAGUUCACACUAAAGAGAAGCAAUUAUUGUGGAAUGAUUCUCAGACAUAACCCUUGAUUCACACGUGAACAGUCCUUACAACUGUAAACUGUGUAGGAUCCAUAGAAACGUGUUAUUCACUACUAUAAAGUGACAUGACUGGGGAUGUUUUGUUUUUAAGUGGAACCAGAAAAUAUGCAUACCAGGGAAAUAAGUUACAUUCACACUGAAGUUGAAUGUGAUGCAAAUCUGAUUGUCCACCUUUAUAACCAUGCGCAUUAUUUGCCUCUUUAUAAUUUUUUGUCUUGUACAUAUAAACUCCUGUGCCUGCAUCUAACCAUCUGCUUUGCUAUAGCUUAGUUGUUCUAAAAAGAUGGUGAUUCCAAGUUUGCAAAGAUUCCGAGAUGGCGCCGAUGAUGAUGACGGCUUCCGUGGCGUCCUCUGCAGUUGUUUUUGUGUUUUUGUUAGUUUCUCCUGUCUUUAGUUAUAUCCCUGCAAUCAGUUUCACCAGGGACGAAUUGCUGGACAUUCGGCACUACACAUCACCCAAUAUAUUACCGGUUUUCAUCUAUUCUGAUGUUUUGCUGGACACGGUAGUUGGCGGAGCAGCUGCACUUAUCAAGCGUUUCACGACACAAAGACGGGGGAAGAGAGCUGGCCCGCUCAGGAAGUGCGGAUUUUGAAUGCCAUUGCUUCACAUCUGUCUGGCAAACCUCCGCUCUCUACCCAACAAAAUGGACAAACUCCUUCUGCUCUCCCAGACAAAUAAGGAUUUCUCACACUCUGCUGCUCUGUGUUUCACGGAAACCUGGCUGAAUGACGCCAUACCGGACAGUGCGUUAAAUCUGCUGGGCUUUCAGCUGUUCAGAGCGAACCGCGACAGAAUCAAUGGGGAAAUCAUGCGGCGGCGGGACAUGCUUUUACAUCAACGAAAGGUGGUGUACAGAUGUAACAGUGUUAAAGAAGACGUGCUGUUCAGAUUUAGAAACACUCUUCAUUAACUGCAAGCCGUUCUAUUCGCUGCUGGAGUUUCACGCGUUCAUUCUUGUGAGUAUUUACAUCCCUCCGCGAGUGCACGUGAGCCUGGCUUUACAGAAACUUGCUGAUCAGAUCACAGAGACAGAACAACAACACCCGGACUCUGUUUUAAUCAUUCUCGGGGACUUUAAUAAAGCAAAUCUCUCCCGUGAAGUGCCAAAAUA